Messenger RNA from Macrosiphum euphorbiae (potato aphid), 1947 nucleotides. Lineage: Eukaryota; Metazoa; Arthropoda; Insecta; Hemiptera; Aphididae. The record is from the annotation of a GenBank genome assembly.
AUGUCACCACCUAGGAGUAAAGCGUGGAAUUGCUUCAAAAAGAUAAAUGGUUCAGAAGCAAUUUGUAAAGUUUGCUCGAAUAUUGUUAAAUACUCAGGAAAUACGUCUAAUCUUUUUAAACAUCUAAAGAAACAUUCUAAUCUACCAUUAACAGCUACAACUGUAGAUAAUGUGACUGUUGAAAUCGAUUCAUCACAGGCAAUACUUAAUCGCCAUCUAUCUGAACUGAUUGAACCUUCAACAUCAAAAUCCAGUGAUACUUCUACUAAUUUAUCGAGUGAGAUCGCAUCAAGUCACACACUUGAGGAAGAAAUGGUUGAUUCUCCUUUGCCAGCCAGACUUGUGGUGAAACGACCAAUAGUGGAAUCAUUUAAUAGAGCCAGUCAUUUCCAAGAAGGAGGGUAUCGUCAUUCAAAGAUUACAAUGUCUUUGUUGUAUUUUAUUUGUAAGGACAAAAGACCAUUUCACGUAAUAGAUGGAAAAGGAUUCCAACAUCUCCUUAAAGAGUUAUCUCCAUCAUACAAAAUUCCUUGCGCUACAACAUUAAAACAACUUUUGGACAAUAAGUAUGAUGUGAUGAAGCAAUCUCUCAAAGUAAGACUAUCAGUUGUUUUGCAUGUAUCAUUAACAUUCGAUGUAUGGACCGAAACCAUGGCAGAAAAGAGUUUUUUAGGAAUAACUAUUCAUUUUUUGGAGAAAACUCUUUUGAAUUCAUUUUGUCUAUCGGUUAUUGAGUUAAAAGAACAACACACAGGUGAUUACAUUUCAAAAAUACUUAAUCGAACAUUAGAAGACUGGGAAAUAGAGAAGGAUAAUGUGGUAACCAUAGUAACAGACAAUGGUUCCAAUAUGAUCUCAGCAGUAAACAAGACUUUUACAAAAAUUGAUGGUAAAAGUCGACACAUACCAUGUUUUGCACAUACGAUUAACUUAGUGGUAGAAGUAGCAGUUAAUCAUUCAAGUGUGAAUAAUUUGAUAUCUAUGGUACGUGAAAUAGUCAAGUGGGUGAAGAGAAGUGUAAAAAAUAGUGAUUGUUUAAGAAAGUCUCAAAUGGACACUGGAAUACCAGGUUCUGUUAUAAAAUUAAUACUCGAUGUUAAGACACGUUGGAAUUCAACUUUCUACAUGAUUGAGAGGUUUCUUAAAAUUGUAGAUUGGAUUAGUCCUAUGUUGUUAAGAGAUUGUUCUGGACCUAGCAUGUUGUCUGCUUAUGAUAUCGAGGCUCUUCAACAAUUAGUUAGACUCUUGAAACCGUUAGAACAUGUAACAACAGAGUCUUCAGGUGAAAAGUAUGUGACCAUUUCAAAAAUUAUACCAAUGAUAAAUUGUCUUGUCGCACAACUAAAUAAAAUUAAACCAAGUACUGAUAGUAUAUCUGAUGUACAAGUAACUUUGCUACGAGAAAUUAAUAAACGUUUUGGAUCAAUUGAGUUGGUCACUUCAAUUGCAAUUUCUACUCUACUAGACCCUAGAUUUAAAAAUUUACAUUUUCAUGAUGCAAAUGCGUGCUCAAAAGCAAUGUCAACUCUAAGAAAAAUGAUGAAUAAUGAUCUAGUUGAUACUACAACAACCGAUACAUUGAGAGAAUGUGACGCUCCUACAACGGAAACAUAUAAUUUUUGGAAUCACCACGAGUCAUUAGCACUCGGUCAAAAAACCAAUAGACCCGAUGGAAAUAUAAAUGAUGAGUUAUCACUUUAUUUAACAAAUCCAGUGGUUCCAUUGAUAACCAAUCCCUUGGAAAAAUGGGAAGAACUAAAGAAUAUUUUUCCUUUACUGUAUAAGCAAGCAAGAAUUCAUUUUGCAAUGGUUGCUACUUCUGUCCCUUGCGAACGGUUAUUUUCCAAAGCAGGCGCUACUAUAACAAAAACUAGAAACCGUUUAACAGGAAAACGUCUAGAAAAGUUACUUUUCCUAGGUUGUUUCAAUGAAGAAGACUGGUUUUAA